This is a messenger RNA of Owenia fusiformis, 2312 nucleotides long. Lineage: Eukaryota; Metazoa; Annelida; Polychaeta; Sabellida; Oweniidae. The record is from the annotation of a GenBank genome assembly.
CCGGAAAUAAGACAUGGAAAAAGAAAAUUUUGUCAUUUCUGACAGUUUUGAGCUUGAAGCUGCGUUAUUAGAGAUAGAUUGUGACAAUAAGAAAUAUGAUAUCAUUAGGAGACAUAUAGAGAAUGUUGAUGAGAAGAAUAAGGAAACAGCAUUGGAUUUUGAGCCCAAUUGGGAAUGGCUGAAUACAUCAACCCCUCUAUCACUCAAAAAGGACCUUCAUGGAAAAAUAGUGGUGCUAGACUUCUUCACCUAUUGUUGCAUCAAUUGUAUGCACGUCCUUCCAGAUCUUGAAAACAUCGAGAAACAAUAUUCUAUUGAAGAUGGCGUAGUUGUUAUUGGUGUCCAUUCAGCAAAAUUCACAAAUGAAAAGUUGUCGGAUAACAUCAAAAAUGCUGUGCUUCGAUAUAAUAUCACACAUCCUGUUGUAAAUGAUGCUGAUGCUAAAAUUUGGACUGCUAUGGGAAUCCAGUGCUGGCCAACUUUUGUUGUACUUGGUCCCAAUGGUCAACAACUGCUUCAUCUAAUAGGAGAAGGACACGGUAAACAAUUACAAGAUUUUGUCAAAGUUGCAAUUGACCAUUACAGAUCGAAGGAUUUGAUUAGUGACAGGACAUUGCCUUUGAAAUUGUUAAAAGAAGACUUGGAACAGUCUGCUCUGUCUUAUCCUGGAAAGGUAUCUGUCAGUAAAAAUGGGAUGUUACUCGCUAUCGCAGACACGGGACAUCAUCGGAUACUCAUCACUGACAGACAAGGGACUGUGAAGUUUGUUAUUGGUGGAAGUUCAAAAGGGAACAAAGAUGGUAGUUUCGAGAACUGUCAGUUUUAUUCUCCACAAGGUGUCACCUGGUUUUCCGACAGCAUCCUUUAUGUGGCGGACACAGAGAAUCAUACAGUCAGAAAGCUUGGUCUAGAGAGUGAGUCAGUCGAAACCGUUGCAGGAACUAGCAUCCAGGGUAAAGAUAAGGAGGGAGGAAAAACUGGUGUAGAACAGCCUAUCAGUUCCCCAUGGGACCUCACCAUUGGGAAAUCACCAGGAUCUGCCACAGACAAUGUCCUCUUUAUUGCUAUGGCUGGCACACACCAGUUAUGGGUCCUCUUCCUUGAUGACACUAAAUGGUACAAAGGCAGCCAACAUAAACAAGGUGUGUGUUUGAGAUUUGCUGGCUCAGGAAAUGAGGAAAAUCGCAACAACAACUAUCCACACAAUGCUGGUUUUGCUCAACCCUCAGGAAUCACAAUAGGUGGCACUAUAGACAACCCAUGUCUGUUCGUUGCAGAUAGUGAGAGUUCAACAGUAAGAAUGGUCACUUUGAAAAAUGGUGCUGUAAAAGCACUCAUUGGUGGAGAAAGAGAUCCCACUAAUCUAUUUGCGUUUGGUGACAAAGAUGGUAAAGGUUAUGAUGUGAGGUUACAACAUCCACUUGCUGUCACCAUGCAGUCUCCACUUGAUGGACAUCUACUUGUUGCUGACUCAUACAAUCAUAAGAUCAAGUCUAUUGACAUUAAUACCAAAGCUUGUUCUACAAUCAUUGGUUCUGGCCAAUCAGGGGACAGUAUUUGCAGCAAUCCAGCAGAGUGCCAACUGAAUGAACCUGGUGGCCUUUCUAUGGAUCACACUAAUCAACUACUCUACAUUGCUGAUACAAAUAAUCACACAAUAAAGCUGUAUGAUUUUGAAACAAAUACUAUGUCAAAGCUUCAGAUUCAAUAUCCUGACACAAAGAAAGCUGUGGAUGUCACUGACCUCUCAAUUGCUUUAUCACAAAUCACCAAACCAAAACGCAUCACACCCAAAAGCGCUCGUGUCAUAGAAAUGGAUUGUUUAGCAGCUCCCCCUGGUGGGAAAGUUGUGAUUUUACCUCAGAUUUCGUUAAGUGGAGAUCUCAGUCUGACAGAUGGCGCACCAAGUGCUUGGCUUGUAUCCUCAGAAGAUGAAAAGAUGUCGGAAUUAUUGGCAGGUGCAGACAACACUCAGGGCCUCUUCCUUGGCCUUGAAGAUCAUCCCAUGGUGACCUUGACAUUCCCACCAUCUUGGAUUGACAACUCAUACACCGAACUGACUGUUGAAUAUAUGCUCUAUUAUUGCGACAAUAUUGGAGUGUGUAAAAUGAAGGGGAUUGUCUUUAAACAACCGAUACAUAUAACUUCCACCGAACGGACUAAAGUGCAAAGCAAGAUGUUCAAUUAUAACAUAGACAGCUAGAUCAUUGAGCCAACAAUGAAAUCAGUUUGUUCCCAUGUACAAUGAAAAGUCCUUCAAGACCUAGUGCUUUGAACAAUAACUACCCACCACUGUCACAAUAUUAAACACA